AGUCAUGUGACCCACUUAAAGCCAUGUGGUGUAGAUGGGUGAUGUUUAAAAUGACAGUUAUGUGAAGGAACAACAGAGAAGUAAAUGCGUAAUAAUGAAACAGAUAUGGAGGUGAAUGAUGAGAAAUCCAAGAUGGCAGGUAAUGGAAAAUACAUAAAAAUUCCCGAGAAAUAUGUGAUUUGUGUUUUAACAGUUUGUGCAUCAUGUGUAUGUUAUUUGAAUUCAUUAAAUGGAGAUUUUGUGCAUGAUGACUUGUAUGCCAUCCAAAACAAUGGAGAUGUCAAUGGGAGAAAUCCGACCUGGUCCUUUCUGAAGAAUGACUUUUGGGGAAAGUCCAUUGCCGAUCCGAGGAGUCACAAAUCCUACAGGCCUGUCACUGUCCUCAGUUUUCGGAUCAACUACCACUUUGGUCAGGGUUCUCCCUACGGUUUCCAUGUCGUGAACGUCUGCCUCCACGCUUUGAUGACUGUACUGUUCACGUAUGUCUGCCAAACAACUAUACGCUUGCCGGCCCAGUGUUGUCUGAUAUCUGGUCUGCUGUUUGCUGUCCAUCCCAUUCACACAGAGGCUGUGGCGGGGAUAGUAGGCAGAGCUGACAUCUUGGCUGCCAUUUUCUUCAUGCUCUCGUUCAUAGUGUACAUCAGGAGUUUAGAGCCAAGCUGGUCAUGUUUAAAACAAGCACCUGUCACCAGAUACUGGUCCCUGAUGACCCUUUCUUUGUCCAUGGCAACAGUCUCCAUGCUGUGUAAGGAGCAAGGAAUCAUGGUCCUGCCUCUCUGUAUCCUGUAUGAUGCUGUUGUAUGCAGCAGAAUACUUCAACACUAUAGAUCCUGGCAUAAGAUAAAACCUUUCAUCACCAGAUUCAUCUUUAUAUCAUCAGUGGGAGUGGUGCUUGUGUCAUUUCGGCUGUGGGUCAUGAGAGGAACACUUCCAAAGUUUCUGCAUCAGGACAAUCCAGCUUCAUUCUCGUCCUCAUUCUUCACAAGGGUCUUCACCUAUGGAUACCUCUGGUUCUUCAAUGUGUGGCUGCAGUUGUUUCCAUCACAACUGUGUUAUGAUUGGCAGAUAGGAAGCAUCCCAUUGGUGGAGAGUCUGAUGGAUGCCCGCAACCUAGCAACAGCUUUGUUUGUUGUUACUUUUAAUCUUCUUUUGCUGAAGUGCUGGAAGCAUGCAAAGACAGAUGACCCUGAUCCAGCUGUGUUCUCAGGUGUUCUCUUUUACACCCUCCCCAUCAUUCCGGCUUCUAAUCUCCUCUUUCCUGUGGGAUUUGUUGUGGCAGAAAGAGUUUUAUACCUUCCCAGUGCGGGACUCUGUGUGUUGGUGGGGUAUGGUGCACAUAUACUAAUGAGACGUUUCCCACAUAGAAGGAACCUUAAUCUUGCCCUCACGAUAUAUUGUCUGGUAGUUCUGGCAACCAAAACUGUAAUCCAGAACUAUGUAUGGAUGUCAAGAGAGAGUCUGUUUGUAUCUGGUGUCAGGAUUUUACCAAACAAUGCCAAAACCCACUACAACUAUGCAAACUACCUCAAGGAUACAGGUCAGACAGAUGCAGCCAAAAUACAGUACCAAGCAGCAAUCAGGUUGUAUCCAGACUUGCCUAGUGCUCACAAUAAUCUAGGAACACUACUCAAUGACACAGUGGCAGCAGAAUUUCAUUAUGAGGCAGCGUUGAGGAUAAGUCCUGAUCACAAGGGGGCUAUGAUCAAUCUUGGAUCUUCUCUCAUUAAAAGGGGCCAGGGACAAAGAGGACAGAAGUUAAUUGACCGUGUCCUUGAACUAGAUCCUGAGAAUGUGGACGCCAUGAUAGUGAAGGCUUGGGUAACUAUGACGGAGGGUAAAUGGGGUCUAGCUGAGCAGUAUUACGAGAGAGCCCUACAGAGAGAUCCCAGGAACUCAGAAACUCUGUACUACUACGGAAAAUACUGGCACCAGAGAGGUGACUUGGAGAGAGCAGUGAAGCUGUACAGGAAAGCAUUCAUUAAAGACUCCGGACAGUGGAUGGCCAUGGUCAGUGCUGGAGAUGCUCUCAAACAGCUCGGCAAGUACCACGAAGCCGAAGAAAUACUUAGCAGGUCCCUAAUGAUAAGUCGCAGUGUUCCAGCCCUGGAUACUCUCGGACUUGUGUAUUUCUAUUUGGGACGGGUGUCAGAAUCUAUCAACACCUACGAAGAAAUCCAGAGACUGGCUCCAGAUAAUGCGGAAUCCCUCCUUCAUUAUGCUCAGAUUUUGGGAAAUCUUGGAGAAACAGAGAGAGCUGAAGAGGUUCUGACAGAAAUCUUACAGAGAAAUCCACACAAUCCAGAUGCUAUGGCACAAAUGUCUAACGUACUGGGACAACAAAACAGACACCUCCAGGCUUUGGAUUACUUGAUGAAUGCUAUCAAAAUUACACAAAGAGAAAACAACCAAGACAGACUGGAGACAUUGCUUUUCCAGAAGGCCAGCCAUUACAAAGAUUUGAAAAGAUAUGACGAGGCUCUACAGAGCUACAACGAAACAAUCAAAAUGAAUCCCAAAAGGAUUGAUGCCCACCUCAACAUUGGAGCCAUUUUUCAUCUUCAGAGACAUUACACAAAGGCAAAGAACCAUUAUGAAAUUGUUUUGAAACAAGAUCCAGAGAACCGCAUUGCCAAAGAUAACUUGGCUAAACUAAAAAAUAUUCAAAAUAAACACACACACUCAUAGCAAUGUUACACAUUUAAUAAACACACACACUUGUAGAAAUACGGACACAUUUAAUAAAAACACACAUUCGUAGCAAUACGGACACAUCUGAUAAACACACACACUCGUAGAAUGUAAACACUUUUAAUAAACACACACACUUGUAGCAAUGUAAACACUUUUAAUAAACACACACACUCAUAGCAAUGUAAACACUUUUAAUAAACACACACACUCGUAGCAAUACAGACAUAUUUAAUAUACACACACACUCGUAGCAAUAGACAUAUUUAAUAAACAAACACACUCGUAGCAAUGUGACAUUGAUCAGAGAAUUGUUAAACUAUUUUGUAUGUUUGUUUAUGAUAUUUGUGUAUGGUUUCUGAUUACUCAAAUACAAGUAUUUUAGAUUAUGAACUUGCUUCACAAGAAACAAUGAACAACAAUUAGAAAUUACAAUUUAUCAGUCAUGUACAUAUCUCUCUACAUCCUGAUUCAAUGCAAAUCUUCCAGUACAGAUCAGAUGUUAGCUUCAAUGUUCAAAUCACACAUUACCUUGGUAGUUUUUUUAUCAUUUGAUUUUGUGUUUGACCAAAGAUUCUGAGUACGGGUAAAUUGUUUUGAUUUUGCCCAUAUCAACUUGAAUAGAGUGAUCUGUUCAAAUCCAAAAAUAAUUGUCAAAUGACAUGCAACACUUUUAUGUAUCAUCAUACAGGUAUGUUAUGACUUAUAUACAGGUAUGUUAUGACUUAUACAGGUAUGUCAUGACUUAUACAGGUAUGUCAUGACUUAUACAGGUAUGUUAUUACUUGUGUUUUUGAAGUACAGGUGCUUUACUGUUUUAAAUUAGUUUCAGCUGUUAUAUAGCUGGUAGGGUUCAUACAAUUUAUAGAAACCAAAAUAUUUAGUUAGUGAAUAAUUUGCCAUGGAUUGUGCCAAAAAAUAUAUUUUUUAUAUGUACAUGUAAAUUAGUCAUAUUUUUAUGCAUAUUAUUUUCUUAUGUUUUGUUAAUUAAAAUUCCUUGAAGAAAA
This is a messenger RNA of Ostrea edulis (European flat oyster), 3695 nucleotides long. RefSeq names its product protein O-mannosyl-transferase TMTC1-like. The record is from RefSeq and is a predicted model, not a curated record. Gene Ontology annotation, molecular function: mannosyltransferase activity; protein binding. Gene Ontology annotation, biological process: protein O-linked glycosylation via mannose. The transcript has 18 exons. The coding region runs from base 85 to 2685 and encodes 866 amino acids. Lineage: Eukaryota; Metazoa; Mollusca; Bivalvia; Ostreida; Ostreidae.